Chenopodium quinoa (quinoa) is the source of this 3415-nucleotide messenger RNA. RefSeq lists its product as uncharacterized. Lineage: Eukaryota; Viridiplantae; Streptophyta; Magnoliopsida; Caryophyllales; Amaranthaceae. The record is from RefSeq and is a predicted model, not a curated record. The transcript is spliced from 7 exons. Gene Ontology annotation, molecular function: nucleic acid binding; zinc ion binding. The coding region runs from base 56 to 3385 and encodes 1109 amino acids.
UUAGUUAUUAUAGUUUUAGCUAGAGAAUUUAUUUAUUUUUUAUUUAAAACUAACCAUGAAUUCAAGUGAUCAAGUAACGUCGGCUCCUCAAGAGCUCCGAUGGUUCUUUUCCCAAUCGCCGUUGCUCGGCGAAUCAGUCGGGUUAUGGUCCGAUGACACCCCCAUAACCAUUCACGUAAUGACACCUAUAUCCAGCCCCAUGAAAACGGGUGUUGCAACAACCAUGCAUGAUAAUGUUGUUACAAAUAAUGUUGUUGAUCCACAAGAAGAGUGGCUUCCUAUCACUGAAUCUAGAAAUGGUAACGCCUUCUAUGCCGCCUGUCAUACCAUUUCUUCUGGCAUCGGUUUUCAAGCGCUUAUGCUUCCCUUAGCCUUCGUUUCCCUUGGAUGGAUAUGGGGCAUUACAUGUCUUUCAUUAGGUUUCAUAUGGCAGUUGUAUACGACGUGGUUGCUAAUCCAAUUGCAUGAAUCAGAGAACGGCACACGCUACAGUAGAUACCUCCGGCUAUCUAUAGCAGCCUUUGGAGAAAAGCUUGGGAAACUUCUAUCCUUGUUUCCAAUCAUGUACUUAUCAGGUGGCACGUGUGUGGCUCUGAUCAUGUUUGGAAGUGGGACCAUCAAGAUUUUCUACCAAACAGUUUGUGGGCCCAAUUGCAAGGAGGCUAACCCAUUAACCAAUGUUGAAUGGUACAUGGUCUUCACUUCUUGUGCUGUCAAAAAAGUUAAUUCUGCCUUAAUAGCCCCUCGGCCAUUUAUUCCUGAUAAUGCUCCUGAAGAUGAAUUAGCUUACUUGAAUAGUGAAAUCGAAACCUCGAAUGAAACUGACUUCGUGUGCAAAAACUAUAUACUUAAUGGUCUGUCUGAUAACCUCUAUGACUAUUAUAAUAUGGAAAAUACUGCUAAGGAUUUGUGGGAUGCCCUACAAAAAAAGUAUGAUACUGAAGAAGCAGGUGCCAAAAAGUAUGCUGUCAGUAGGUACCUAAAAUUCCAGAUGACUGAUGAUAAGUCCGUGGAAGUGCAGUCUCACGACCUUCAGAAAAUUGCCCAUGAGAUAAUUUCCGAAGGUAUGGCCCUUGAUGAACAAUUUCAAAUUGCUGUUAUUAUUGACAAGUUGCCUCCUUCCUGGAAAGAUUUCAAAAAUAAUCUCAGGCAUAAGACUAAGGAAUUCUCCUUAGAGAGUUUGAUCACUCGGCUACGUAUAGAAGAAGAAUCCAGAAAACAGGAUCUAAAGGAAGAGAUUUUACAAAUCUCUGCUAAUAAUGCUCCUAGGCGAUCUGCUGCAGUACUUAAACCUGCUGGUAAGAAUUUCAAACCUCAGAACCGGAAGAAUAACUUCAAUAAACCGAAUGUUCAAAAGAACAAUGGAAGACAACAGUCACAACCCCCUAAGAAUGGUACUGGUCAAUUUCUGUGCUAUCGGUGUGGAAAACCAGGCCAUAUGGCACGAAAGUGCAGGAACAUGCCUAACCCUGUGCCAGCGCAGGCUAGCAUGAUUGAAGAGCCUUUUGUGGCUAUGAUUACUGAGAUCAACCUUACUGGUGGAUCAGAUGGGUGGUGGAUAGACACUGGUGCCACACGCCAUGUCUGUUAUGAUCGUCGAAUGUUUAAAACAUACACUGAAAAGACCGAUGAUAAGAAAGUACUGUUGGGUGAUUCCCAUUCCACUAACAUUGCUGGUGUUGGAAAUGUUGAGUUGAAGUUUACUUCUGGCAGGACUCUCAUUCUGAAAGAUGUGUUACACACUCCGGAAAUGAGGAAGAAUUUAGUUUCUGGUUUUUUGCUUAAUAAGGCUGGUUUUAUACAAACCAUAGGUUCUGAUUUGUUUACUUUAACUAAGAAUGGAAUAUUUGUAGGAAAAGGAUAUGCUACUGAUGGCAUGUUCAAACUGAAUGUUGAAGUUAAUAAAAUUUCUAAUUCUGCUUAUAUGUUGUGUUCUACUAUUAAUGUUUGGCAUACUAGACUUUGUCAUGUGAACAAAAGACUCAUAAAAAAUAUGAGCAAUUUAGGCCUUAUUCCAAAUAUCUCUCUCAAUGACUUUGACAAAUGUGAUUCUUGUAGUCAGGCUAAGAUUACAAAAACUCCUCAUAAAUCAGUGAUUAGAAAUUCAGAACCAUUAGACUUAAUUCAUUCGGAUAUUUGUGAACUAAAUGGGACGUUGACCAGAAAUGGACAACGAUACUUUAUCACCUUUAUUGAUGAUUGUUCUGAUUAUACUUGUAUUUAUUUGAUGAAAAAUAAGAGUGAUGCUUUUGAAAUGGCUGAAAGGAAAAAUAGGACCUUUACAGAAUUAGUAGUUGCUAUUUCCUUAUAUUCUGGUGCUGCUGAUCAUUGGUUUCCUUUUAAAUCUAGAAAUAGUGGGGGCACGUCCUCCUCUAUUAUUCCUAAAGACAGGUCUAACUCACAAGACUUGGAUGCUGAACCCGAACUAAGAAAGAGCAAGCGGGCUAGAGUAGCAAAAGACUUCGGCCCAGACUUUGUAGUUCUGAAUGUAGAGGAGGAUCCUUCUACCCUCCAAGAAGCUCUAACCUCAGUGGAUGCAGAUUUAUGGCAAGAAGCCGUGAACGACGAAAUGGACUCACUUGAGUCUAAUCGAACUUGGCAUCUAACUGAGUUGCCACCAGGUUGCAAGUCAAUUGGUUGCAAAUGGUCCACCAUGGAGUCAGAAAUGAUAGCACUAGCUACGGCUAGUGAAGAAGCAGGUUGGUUAAGAGGCCUGCUAGGUGAAAUUCCCCUAUGGGAAAAGCCAUUACCGGCUGUCUUGAUCCAUUGCGAUAGUACCGCGGCUAUUGCAAAAGUUCAGAACCGUUAUUACAACGGUAAGAGACGACAAAUACGUCGUAAGCACAGCACUGUGAGAGAAUAUCUCUCUAUCGGAGCUGUUAGAGUGGAUCACAUUAUACCUACAAAUGAAGGGCUAAUAAAAGUCAUGUAUGAAUACCAUGGGCACGACACUUCCAAGUUUCUACUGUGUCUCACAAGCCUGCUCAUCGUGAUUCAUUGUCUCAGCUCGUUCCAAAUAUAUGCAAUGCCGGUGUUCGACAAUUUGGAGUUCCGGUUCACAAGCAGCAAGAAGAAAUCAUGCCCUCGUUGGUUGAGAUCAGGAAUCAGGGCCUUCUUCGGAUGCUUAACAGUCUUCAUAGCAUUUACAGUACCAUUCUUGCCAAGUUUGGCAGGUCUUCUAGGAGGCCUAACUCUGCCUCUCGCCCUAGCAUAUCCCUGUUUCAUGUGGAUAAAGAUCAAGAAACCCCGAGAGUUCGGCUUUAUGUGGUACCUUAACUGGGGGCUAGGAUGUUUUGGGAUACUUCUGAGCAUUCUGCUAGUGACUGGAGCCAUAUGGAGUAUAGCUAUCAAAGGGAUGCCAGUCCACUUUUUUCAAGCCAGAUGAGCAAUAGGAAGAUGUCCAAAUUAGGCAGCA